UUUCUAUGUAACGUCCCAAGGAAGAGCAACUGUUACUGGUUGUGGCUGCAAGCCAUGGGUGCUUGUAUGAGCGACGUGUCGGAGGAAGAACAGCCUCGAAUAGCAGAUUACCAACACUGUAACUUGACUACAGUUCCAGUUGAGGAAUUGUACGGAUUAGAAAACAGUCUGCACGCGUUAUUGUUGGACAGCAACGCGCUUAAACAGUUGCCCAAGACACUAUUCAAUUUUACAUCGCUAUCACGAGUCGGCGUUGCUGACAACGAGAUAGAGUCGCUCUCACCGAACAUUGGGAAUCUGACCGAGUUAGAGGAACUUGACGUCAGUAGGAACAACAUUCCAGACGUACCUGAUGAGAUCAAGAACUGCAGCAAGUUGAGGAAGAUCGAUGUUAGCGUCAAUCCUAUUGGACGGUUACCAGAUGGAUUCACUUCCCUUGUCAAUUUGACAGAGGUUUAUCUCAAUGAUGCUUUCUUGGAAUUUUUGCCAGACAACAUUGGAAGGUUAUGUCGAGUAGAAGUGUUGGAACUGAGAGAAAACCAACUGGCAGUGCUACCAGAAUCACUAACACACAUGGGACGUCUAAGACGCCUUGAUUUGGGAAAUAAUCAUUUUGAACAGUUGCCUUCGGUUGUGGGAAAUUUGAUGACAUUGAGAGAGUUAUGGGCAGAUGCAAAUGCCUUGCAAAGUAUUCCAAAUGAAAUCUGCUUUCUAAGACGACUUUUCUUCUUGGACUUGUCACAGAAUAUUUUAGAGAGCUUACCCAGAGAUAUUCAUAGGCUGGAGAGUCUUGAGGACUUACAUCUCAAUGAGAACCAACUGAAAGAAUUGCCAGAGAGCUUUGGUUUGUUUCAAAAACUUACUGUUCUAAAAUUAGAUGAAAACGAGUUGGUGUCUUUACCUCAAAGUCUGGGAAAUGUAUCAAGUCUCACUGAACUGUCAAUUUCCAAGAACAAGCUGCAGCAACUUCCUUCGUCAGUUGGAUGUCUUCAUAAUCUGCGGACACUCAUUGCUGAUGACAACGAGUUGUACAGUUUGCCGCUAGAGAUGGGAAGCUGCCAAAAGCUUGGUGUACUGUCACUACGAAACAACCAACUACAACGUCUUCCACAAGACAUUGGACGACUUCAUAGUCUUGUUGUUUUGUCUCUAAUUGGCAAUAGACUUGAAUGUCUUCCAUACUCUCUCAUGUCGUUGAACAGACUGUCAGCACUUUGGCUGUCAGAAAAUCAGGCCAAACCCCUCAUUCCUCUUCAGACUGACUUUGAUCAGUAUGAAGGCCAUAAAAUUCUCACUUGCUACAUGUUUCCUCAGACUGGACGGGAACAACAUGAAGAAACGGAAGCUGUUCAUUCUUUGACACCUCAGAUGACUGAUCAAGAGUGGACUAAUCGGCGUCACAGUGCCAUUGUGUUUAGUGUUGAUGAUGAAUAUGAGAAGACACCAAGUGGUCGAAUUUAUCCUAAAGAUGGUAUUGAGCGGCAUCAUCAUCAUUCUAGGUCUCCAAGAACAAACAGACAGUUAUCGCCAUUGGGAAGACAUUCUCCUGAAAGAAUGAACAAGCAGCAGGAGAUGGACAUGACUUCUUCUUAUACUACAGACAGCUCUCUUCGUCCUACGAGCUAUCUGCUAGGUGUUAAUUCUGGUGAUAACGGGCGUGGUGGUGGUGAUGUUUCAUCUCAUCUUACCACUCUUCAUGAAGAGAGACUGAGAGUAAACAAUGAGGAAGAGAAAAUGAAGCAAACACAGUCAUUGGAACGUCUUGCUGGGAAUGUUGUUAGUUAUUACAAUGGAGAUGUAGAGAAAAAACCACGAUAUCGAAUGGCUAGUGACUCCAUGACAAAGAGAAUUGUUCCAGUGAUCCGCCCUCUGUGGCCAGAGGAAGUUCGAGAUAUCCAAAUGAAAGAAAAGCCUUUAGGUACCCCUUCACAUAUACAAGACGAGAUUAGGGGAAGACCUAUGGAGAUUGGACCACAAAGAACAGUAGAGAUGCCUUCUAGAAUGGUUGAAAUGGCUUCUCGUAGACCUGGAGAAAUGAGACCGAGACCAAUAGAAGUAGGGCCACCUAGGCCGAUAGAGAUGGGACCAUCUCGAAUAAGAAUGGAUAGAGAGCGUUCUCCUGGUUGGUGGAGCUCCAAGUCUUUAACUGAUGGCGAGGAAGAGUUACACAGUGCACACCCGUUCUUCAACAAUAUGAGCCAGAUAACAACUUCUCGACCUGUAUUUCGGCUAGGCUCUACAGACAUGCAUCGUCUUAUAAAUGGCAGUGUACGGGAUGACUCUGGUCAUGGCACUAUAGACACAGAGGAGGUUGAUUAUUUGUCUGCUAGAGAUAAUCGAAGACCUGUGAGGCAAUAUUCUUCUCCCGAACGCUUACCACCUGUACGUGCAUCUCCAGUGUCUUCUGUAACUUCUCCUCCCUUACGCUCCCCACCUAUAACUUCUCCUCCCUUACGCUCUUCACCUGUACGCACUGCUCCGAAUUUGCCAUCAUCUCGUCAUUUUCAGCAAGACACUUUUCAUGUCGAGAUUGUGAGGGAUCCUCGACUAGGAUUUAGUGUUGCUGGUGGGUAUGACAGCAUGGGAAACCCAAAUCAUCCAGCAGACCCAGGGAUAUUUAUAACUCGCCUUGUUGAAGAUGGACCAGCAGCCAAGACUGGUUUGCUGUUGCCUGGAGACAAGUUGCUUGAGGUCAAUGGCCAGUCACUGCUUAAAGUGAGUCAUAAUGAAGCGACCGAAAUUCUGAGGAAGUCAGGAGUUGUUGUGUCACUAAUUGUUCAGAGACUUGAUGUCAGUGAUGAGACAAGAGGCAGUCUCCUCUAGCUCUAGGUGUGUCUUUGAACGCCAACCCAUCUCCACAUGCACAAUCCCCGUACAACAUUCAACAUGGUAGAGAAGCAGUAUAAUUUGAUACAGUGAUCAUAUCAAAUGUAGAAAAUGUAUCUAUUGAUCAUUGUCUAGUGAAAUGUUCUAAAGUGUAUAGACACUGAUUAAGUUAAGUAGUGUAGUGUCAACUUUUAUCAUGUUUUUUGAUUGACAACUUGGGAAAGGAUUUGCUUGGCUCUAUCUGUUGACCAGCCAUGCAGUUUUAGUGGACCUUCUGUAACAAAAAUAUAUGUUGUCAGGAAAUGGUGA
This is a messenger RNA of Corticium candelabrum, 3135 nucleotides long. RefSeq names its product erbin-like. Gene Ontology annotation, molecular function: protein binding. Gene Ontology annotation, biological process: embryo development; neurotransmitter receptor transport, endosome to postsynaptic membrane; neurotransmitter receptor transport postsynaptic membrane to endosome. NCBI's taxonomy places the organism in Eukaryota, Metazoa, Porifera, Homoscleromorpha, Homosclerophorida, Plakinidae. The transcript is spliced from 21 exons. Gene Ontology annotation, cellular component: postsynaptic density; postsynaptic membrane; basolateral plasma membrane. The record is from RefSeq and is a predicted model, not a curated record. Bases 55 to 2823 code for a protein of 922 amino acids.